Messenger RNA from Protopterus annectens (West African lungfish), 4503 nucleotides. It is a transcript of the gene RMDN3, whose product is annotated as regulator of microtubule dynamics 3. Bases 500 to 1489 code for a protein of 329 amino acids. The transcript has 7 exons. The record is from RefSeq and is a predicted model, not a curated record. NCBI's taxonomy places the organism in Eukaryota, Metazoa, Chordata, Ceratodontiformes, Protopteridae.
GUCCCACCGCAUUUUUAUUCCGACUUCACAGAAAAACGAAAGUUGAAGCACUUUCGUAAACUUAAAAUUGCACGCUUCUUACAUAAGGUUUUUGACAUACUACGGUCGGAUAGGGACAAGAAACGAGCCAGUUACCCACAGCAUUCAGAUUUACGUACUACACAUCUGUAAUUUGUAUAUGAAAUAGAAGAUGAAAAAUGUAUCAUCCCUGUGGGUGCUGAUAGUCUAGGCUAACCCACGUUUUGUGAAUUAAUUUCUCUAACUCGUGGUAAGGACACGCUGCCUUUUUGAGCCAAAGGUACUCAAGAGUCGCAUUUGGAAUCGCGUGAAGCCCAUUGGAUUUACUGUUGUUUCUUAAUUUCAGAUCGAGACACAAACACUGCACGACUGAAAUAAAAAAAUGCAAGGAAUGUUGCUUCAUCAGUGACAAGGAGUUGUCACCUUGUGAUUUGUAAUGACUCCCGCGUUGCGCCUCAUUUUAUAAAGACGACAUCUUAUCAUGUUAGUUGGUUUGAGGAGUUAUCGGCUGGCCUUCGCAGCUGUCUUGGGAGGGACAGCAGCAGGAAUUUUCUUGGUCUAUGUUUUCAGGAAACAGCGAAGAAAAGAUGCAGAGCGAAGGCAAAAUAAUAUUGGAGACUUGCGUUUGUAUGCACAUCCUGUAAGGGUUGUCGAAACCGACACAGCUUGGAAUAAUGGUACUAGACUUGUAGAUGGUGACCAUCCAAAUACUGUUGUAGCAUUGUGGGAUAUGCAGGCUGAACUUCUGGACCGCUUGAAUGCUCUUCUACAUUCCGUCACUGAGCUUCGUCAGGAAGUUGCUGAAGUCCGUGGUAACCUUCGAGAGACUGCAUCACAGAUUGUUGGGGAUGUCAGAUCCCUUAUUGAAGAGAAUCAGAGGACAGCUCGCAGAAGGAAACAUAUAUUGUACCAAAGAGAGCGCAGUGAUUCCGCCAGCUCAAGUUCCAUUUAUUUUACAGCUUUCUCUGGGAUGAGUAGCAGUGGCAAAGAAGACAUUGAGAGUGAAGGAGGGUACACCACGGCAAAUCCCGAGUCUGAUUAUGAGACACCAGCAAAUGCAGAGUCUGAUAAUGAUCAGGAGUCUGAAAGAGAGAAUGAAGACGAAGUCAGCACAGGCACUGUAAAAGCCCUCGGUAGACAUUCCCCAAGUCUGACUGAUGAUGAUGAACCCGACCUGCUGACCCACGAUUUGAUGGAUUUUGUGGAAGAUGACUUAUCUUUGCUGCUAAAGAAAGCUGAUGGGCUUCAUGCUGGUACUACUGAGGAAAAGAAAAUGGGAUAUGACUUGCUGCUAGAGAAAAGAUCAUUGUAUGGUGAAAAGGAAGAGUUUGUGUGGCGAUUGGCUCGUGCAUACAGUGAUAUCCAUGAACUGACAGAGUCUGACAAGGAGAAAUCAUCUUAUGCGUCUAAUGGUGAGGUAGAAUCAAAAACUGACCUUCAGAAGAAUGAUCGAAUUGCUGACAGUCAUUAGUGAUAAUUGUAUUUCCACAAACUGCAACACUAUAUUUUGCAGAACGUCAACUGCUCCUACAAGCUAAAAAUAAUGCUCAACCAAUAUAUUUCACUGCCUCAGAUUUUCAUACUAUCGAUGACUGAAGUAGAAACACUGCUGGAUGGAAAAUUAUUUGCAGACUUCAGCAGAGAGUUAAAAGUGUUCUAUCCUAACCUGAGAAAAUGCAUUAAUGUGUGGCUAAAGGAACAGUCCAGAAUCUGCACAGUGUAACAUUUACCUUUUCUUGGCCAGUGGUGCUGGUCAUUUUGCUGAUGCUGCUGGUGAGUAGUGGAAGCUGUUGUUUCGCAUUAGUCAGAAUCUGCAGCUAAAGUGUCACCUUGUGGCUGCUGUUUGUUCCUGUUUGAUUAUGCUACCUCAAUGGUACAGGAGCUGAAAAUCUGAAGGGUAUACCAGUGGCCUGGGUUUGAGAAUGAAGCCGUAAUAGUGAAGUGCGAGCCACGUGUGGAAAAGUUUGAGCAACAACUGAUUUCCUUCCUUCCUUCCUUUUCUUGAGGAUUAUUCCUUUCAUGAGUUCACCAACAUGUUCUCUUUCGUCAUAGUCUGGUGGAUGAACAUGCAUUGCAUUCGUGUGUGUGAGGAUGCAGACUACGACAAUAGUCAGUUUGUACUAAGAGUAGUGAUGUAAGUGGACAGAAUGAUGGUGCCAUUUUUCUUCAGCACUCUGCGGGGAUUUCCAUUUUCUUUGUGCCACUUGGUGACAGGAAGAGUUCUUCAGCUGCCUCAUCAUCUGACUAGGUAUACAGAGUGAAGUGUAAAGCUAUCAGCUUGUAUAUGAGUGUACAUCAGAAGGAAUAUUGAGACUUUAGGGUGAAAGUGCAUAGUUAGUGUCAAUUAUUGAAGAAUGUAUUUUCUAUUCAACUAAUGAAUAUAGAAAAGUACUUCGCUGGCAAAUGUGGUGUACUGUCAAGAUAGUUAAUGAAGCCUCAUGUGUAAUAAAUUUCAGUGGGACCACUAGACAGACUGCAGAUUAUGUUAUGUAGUUAAAUGAGAGGUGCCUGUUAUAUGAAGUGACAGACCAGUUGUGUGCUUGUAGGAAAUUAUUUAUUUGAACACUUAUUUUUCAGAGAGAGAGCACAGGUUUAUGUGAAAUAGCCACAUGCCCUAGCAGUUGAGGGCUAUAAAAGCAAAGGGGUUGUUUUUUUUUGUUUUUUGUUUUUUUUAUAAGCAUACUAGCCUGUAACUUUCUUUUCCCCUUAACAGUGCUCCAGAACACUUCCAAAUAAGAGAAAGAACUAAGGUUCCAGACGUAUUACAUGCAGAAACAAAGAAUAAUAUUGAAAAAUAUGUUACAAGGGAAUAAAGCUGAUGAAUGACAAAUUAUUUGGUAAAAUAUGUGAUGCACGGUGAUGACUGGCCUAAAAACAGAAUGCUUGAAAUAGAGUAAGAGUGCUUCAAGAGGAUUGUUUGGUGUUAUGACUGUAAAGCAAUAAUAUAUUCCAGGAAAACAGCAGCAGGAGGACAGAACAUAGGAAAGUCAUUGCAUUUGAUGCCAGAAGAUAUCGGAGUAAAACAGAGUUGACAUUUAUUGGCUGCUGUUGUCUAACUAAACACUGAAGAGCUUAAUGGGGUUUGGAAGUUUCAAGUCAAAGCAUAGGAAGUUUAAAAAAAUGUAGAGGAAUGAAAAUGAGAGAGCAGCAUUUUAGAGAGGGUUAUAGUGGCAGCUUAAAGCUUUUCAGACUAAAGCAGUGACUACAGUGUGGUGAAUAAGUACUGUAUACCAAAGAAGAAAGGAACAGGGCAUCCAGUCGUAUAAUUGAGAUUUAAACAGGUGUCUAGAGCUAGUCUUCCUUAUCAAGAGUGGAGCAGUGCUCUGUAGUGGAGUGUCCACGUAGCAAAGGUGUGUUUCCCAGCCUGACACCUCACCCUAAGAUGACUGAGAAUGGCUGUACUGCCUUAAUUAAGUGUGAAAGGAGAUUAGUAUAUAGCAUGCCUGUACUUUCAGAUGGAGAAGCUUAUGAGUUAAAGCUGUGAACCAAACUAAAGAAAUAACCAGUAAGAGGUAUUGCAGUGUUUAUUAUAAAGUAGCGGGCUGUGUGUAAGCCUAGGCAGAAUAACAUUGUGUGCAUUAUUCCAGUGUUUAAAACCAACUUUGAGGGACUGUCCAGGGGCUCAUUGGCCAUGAGGGGUAGAGUAAAACUCAGAAGAAGCAGCACCACCCCAGCUGCUCACUGAAAUAGUUUGCUAGAAUUGUAGGUCAGUGAACCAAGGCAGCAAGGAAGCCAGUAUGUUGUUUUGAGAUUCUUGAAAUUGCAGUCACAUGUUGUGCAACUAAGUAAGUUGUUAAACUUUACUAAAGGUCCUGCCUCAACUCAUAAAACAAGUCAUUUGAGUCUGUUGGGUUUGAUUUGCUUCAGAUCUGUGUAUCCAAACAAGAAUCUUUCCUCCUGUAUCAGGGCAGUUAUGCUUUGCCUUGUGCUAAUUUUUUUUUCUUAGUUAAAAAGGAACAAAACACAUGGGAAACAUCCUGGGUGAUUCAAAUGGAGCAGCAUUUUCUUGUUGGUAAUAAAUACUGCUGCAAAACAAAUUCCAUCCCCCCCUAACUUAAUUUGUCAUAAAUACCAAUCAAAUUGGAGCUGAUAUGUUGUUCUCAUCUGAGAAGAAAAUGUGAUUAAUUAGUUCUAACUAAAUUAAUGUCUGUGUGCUUUCACUACUUUGCUUUAUUAUGUUAGGAAUGCCUUGUGACUCAGACCCAGAUCAGUGUUGUGUGAAAAAUUAAGAAAAUCAUACAAGUUUUCAUGGUUUGAUACAAUUUAUUUAUAUGCUUUUUGUUUAUGCUUUAACUUAUAUUUUAACAUUAUUUUAGUAUAUUUUUAAAAUGUAUUAUGUUUAUUAAAAUAGUGUAUAUAUGCACACAUUUCAUGAGUAUAGAUAUUUGUGGAUGUGAACAGUGUAUUUUUGAUGUGCAUAACUCAUCAAGAGGACACUGAUGUUUGGUCAAUCAUCACAGGUAAUUAAAAUUUUAAUUAAAACUC